This is a messenger RNA of Blastocystis hominis, 766 nucleotides long. RefSeq lists its product as hypothetical. The transcript is spliced from 4 exons. NCBI's taxonomy places the organism in Eukaryota, Bigyra, Opalinata, Blastocystidae. Bases 35 to 766 code for a protein of 243 amino acids. Gene Ontology annotation, cellular component: nucleus; EKC/KEOPS complex; cytosol. Gene Ontology annotation, biological process: protein phosphorylation. The record is from RefSeq and is a predicted model, not a curated record. Gene Ontology annotation, molecular function: ATP binding; protein serine/threonine kinase activity.
GUUAUACCAUGGAACCUUUUUAGGAAAGGAGGUGAUGGUAAAGGAACGAGUGAAAAAGUCGUAUCGGCAUCCUGUGUUGGAUGCUUCUAUUCGUAACAAGCGACUGGUUCUUGAAGCACGAAGUAUGGAGCGAUGUCUCAAGGCCGGUAUCAAGACACCGAUUAUUCGUUAUGUGGAUGUGAAUCGUUAUUGUAUCAUAAUGGACUACAUAAAUGGCAAUACAGUGCGUGAUUACAUAAACAAGUCGUUGUACAAAUCGCAAGACGAACUUUAUUCCUACUGCUUCAAGAUCGGCGAAGUGGUGGCCAAGCUUCACAAUCACAACUAUAUUCACGGUGAUCUAACAACUUCCAACUUCAUGAUCGAAGAGGGAACAGGUGAUUUGGUGUUGCUCGAUUUCGGCUUGACGACGGUGAGUUCGAGCGCUGAAGACAUGGGCGUGGAUCUGUAUGUACUGGAGCGAGCUUUCCUAUCACUUCAUGAUCAUGCCGCGGAAUUGUUUGACGAGGUGAUGCGUGGUUAUGAGUCUCUCGUGGUUCGCAAAGAGCAGAAUGUGAGUUCGUUCAAGAAGGUGCGAGCGCGUGGUCGCAAACGUCUCGCUUUUGGCUGGUUUGUUUGUUCAAACAAUUCAUUGUACACGCAACUAAUCAUCUCGCUAUUCAUCCUCUUCGCCAUAUGUCAACGGAACCAAACCCAACGUGUUCUUUACUUUUCCCUUGCAUGGUUUUGCCACGGUCUCGGAAUUCGCUUCGGAUUGGGGUUCUGA